ACUCAACGCUGCGCCAGCUGCCCUAUCCUGUCUCUUUAAAUGAGACAGAGCUGCUCUGCGUGUGUGUGCCUGCUUCUGUGUGUGUCUGUGCGUGUGUGUGUUUGUGGAGGAGAAAUUGCGAGAUAGUGAGGGCCCCUCUGUUGUGGAGGAGGACUGGGUGAUAAAAAAAAUACGGAAGAGACGAUAUUUUUCAAAGAUUUGGACGAAUUGAGGGGGGCUACUCUUGGGCUCUUCCCUUCAUUUGACCGAUUUCGGAUCCGUUCGCUUCUCUUGUAUCCAUGGGCUCGGUAGGCGCAUCCCUCGCCUCCCAGUAGGACAUAGCGGGCAGGGCUACCUCGUAAUAAUUAUUUAUAUCGCUCUCUGUGCCGCAACGUCAAGAGAAACGUGAGGAAGCGAUAACAGUGUCCUAUCAUGGAUUAAUGCUCGAGCGAAUCUCCAUCUGAAAGGUAAGAUAUGUGCAAAAAACAACAGGCCGAGGAGGAUGUGGCAAUGGGUGCGGAUUGUGUGUUGCAUGCCUGUGCUUUUGAUAGGCUCAGUCAUAGGAUGUCGGGUUAUGGCAGCAGCAGCAGCAGCAGCAUCCACACUGCGGCUCCUCCGCGCAGAUAAGGCGGAGGGUUUUUUUUAAGGGGUGAUGUGGGUGAAUGGCGCUGGGAAUUCCAGCUCUUUGUGUGCACAACGGGGCCUUUAUUGAGACAAACACUGAUCAGCCGCAUCGAGCUGCGUAUUAUUCACAAACAUAAUGACGUCAGUGUCUGUCAGUGACGUAACCUUUGGGUUCACAAUUAUGCAGUAGUGCAAUUUCCGUCUCUUUUUGCAACCAGGUGUAUCAGGUGUGUUGCUGUGUUGUGGCCUAACUGUGUCAGGUGCUCUCUCAGCUCCAUGUCAUGGGUCUAAGUCCUAAAGUAAAGGAUGAUGGGUGAUGAUGAUGAUGAUGAUGAUGAUGAUGAUUUUAACCCUAACUCCUCAAACACACAGCUUUUUCCAGCUUCAGUCAUGGGAAACCUCUGACUGUAUCUCAGGAAACUUUGUGACCUGCAUAUAUGGGCAGUGUAAAGUUCUUGUUAUUAUGAAGGUUAUUAUCGGGGCUGUUGAGUGUUUUGGAUUUGCUCAUGCAAGAUUGUAGGGGAGAGUGGGGUAAGUUGAGCCAAAGGGUAAGUUGAGCCACCCCCUGUUGCUUGGAAAUGGUAAAAGAAAAUGAUCAUGUGACCAAAUAUUUAGGAGAUGGGCAUCAAUUCAUGGAGUCUGUGAAGGUUAGAAGUACAUGAGUGAAGGGGUUAGACAUUUAUUUACAAAAAAAAAAAAAUUCACUCUUAAAAGUGAAUUUAGUCUGUCAUAAGUUUUAUCAGAAUGGUGUUCAGACCAAAAAAUAUCAUUUUAAAUUUGUUUUAAAUGCAUCAAUUGUGGUAUCUAUGAGCUACAACAUGAGGUCAAAAACUCAUAGCAUAAAAGUCCACCAUUUUAGUUUAGAGGUAAAGUUUUAGAGUAAAGGAGUCUGAUAAGAGGAUCAGAGUUUCAGUUCAGAUUGUUGAAAUGUUACUUUUUCUUUUCAUAAAUACAGCUGUGAAUGUUCUGAAUCACUUAAAGACAUUCUCAUGUUAAAAUGGCUUUCUGGUAGUUAUAUGCAAUAAUAAUAAAAACAAUUAUUGCACCAAUCGAAUAGCGUACAAUUGAUUUAAAAAAACACAUGAAUGUGAAGAAGUGACUGUUAUUUAGGGAGAGAGAAGGUGAGGGAGGGCUGGGGUGGAGAGUGGGGGGGGUAGUAGGGAUACGGCUCAACUUACCCCGCUCCUAUGGUCAACUUACCCCAUACACGGGGUAAGUUGACCAUAGGAGACCACUUUUUUUGGCAUGCUAUAUUAUCAAGACAGUUAUGUUUACACUCAAUCUGUUGGUUUGCAGGGAUGCACAACACCUUGAAAUAUAUGCAGAUACACUAGUUAGAGACAAAACUACGAUCGCCUUGAUGUAGUGAUCUGAAAUAUGAAAAAUGGCUCAUCUUACCCCACUCUCCCCUAUAUUGUCUGUCUAUUGCAUGAGUCCUGUGAGUUAAAGAGGGCUCUUUUCUGUUGAUAACCAAUGCAUGACAUUUUAUUGAUAAAUUGUUCCAUUUUUAGUAUGUUAGUAUACAAGAGCUGAAUAUAAAUUACCCACUUUACACUGAUGCCUGUGUCAAUGACACAUUUUUCAUGUGUUGCUUCUAGAUCAACAUGGAACAUAAUCCUACUAAAGACCAAGAGGAACACUACUUCAUGUAAUGUUUGUCUUUUAUAUUCAUAUGUUUGUCCAUCCAAGCUUAAAUGUCAUGAAGUGGCUGUUUUGACAACUGGAAAAUAGUAUGCAAUAAAGUUCCUGCUGGUUUAAGGGGUAAACACUCUCUCAGCAGGGUAAAACUUUUCCAUAAAGUUUGUCUUCAGGUGGUGAUGAGUGGAGUUGCUCUGUAGUGAGCUCUGAGACUACUUGUUAUGACCAGAACAUAACUAUGAAUAACUGAAUAGUUUGUGAGUAGAUGGACAGACUACUGUGCUUUCUCUAUGUAGACAUUUCAAUUAUGUCUGUUUUAACAAUUACUAGCUCAAGUUUGAUAAUUGGAGCGUCAAGCAGGAUAUCUAGUUGUCUGUACAUUGAAGAUAAAAAAGGGCAUCCACUUUCCACCAGGGGACAAAACUCUGAACUGAUAGCAUUUGGAAUUUACACAAGAGGGAGCCAUCCCUCUGAAAGCUCUUACCAAAGUCUGCCAAACGCUGUAAUUCUUGGCAAUACUCUGGUUAUUGGAUAGAUUAGAACGAAAGACUUAGCCAAAGCAUUACUUUAAUUUUCUGAUGCUGCAACUCCCUGAUUUUAGAGUGCACAUCAUUUCUUCAAAACUAAACUGUAAACAACCCAAAACAAACCAAUGAAGGUAAAGUUUGAGUGACCUCCUGAGAGCCAUUGUGAUUGUAGCGUAUUUUAACAACUGAGGCGAUUUCUAGAUGGAAAAACAAUAUGUGUAUGUAUUCUUAAAGUUAACUUACUAACGCCUAACCUCUGUAAUCACAUCAUAGACUAAUCAUAACUAGAGUGCAUCCUUCUGUGUGCAGUUCAGUCCAGAUUGCCCUGAUUAAAGUGGUCGGCCAGGUGCAAGACCCUUUGAAAAAGAUAGGCCCCCACAUGGUGCAUUAUUGAAUGAACAUCUAUGCUAUUGAAUGCUGUGUUGUUUUCAGAAUUGCAUUGGUUGCAAAGGUACAGAAAGUACAGGUAAAGAUGCUUCAGGUACUAAUCAGCUGAUAAAACUCACAUAUCAUGCGGAUGAGUGUGACAAACUUUGCCUCAAAAUAUUGGCCUGCCAAAGUCCAAGUGUUGUUGAAGUGCCUCUGGUUAAAGCAAAACAUGGUAAAUCAGUUAUUGAUACUAUGAUAAAGCUUAGCCAUGGUGAGAAGAAACUGUUUCAUAACAGACGUUUACAUCGGGGGCUACAAACGCAUUCAUAAACAAUCCUUUCAGACCUCUCAACAAGAGAAAAUAAGAUUCAAUCUUAUCUCAACCCAAUAUGAACAGAGUACUUUGCACUAUAAAUAAAAGUGGUAAUGAAACACUUUCUGUAAACAAGCAGAAACUUUGAGCAGAACCAGACUCAUGCCGAACAGCCAUCUGCCUGUAACUCUGUAGGGGUUGGAAAGGGAAUAGCAGGAGAUGCAGAAAAAAGAGAGAUGGAUAGAGACAACUGACCAAAACAAUCUCAACACCAAAAGAAACAGAAGCAGCACACACAGACUUAUGGUUACAGUCCUAAUAACAGUGGAUAAAGUAUGUGCAAAUGUUUUAGACAUGAACUUAAGCUUUGUGACGGGGAUAAUAAUGGAAAAGAUGUAGCAGCAAGAGUCCUGAGAGACAAAAGAUCUCAGAGACUCCAUGAUGGUUAGUGACUUUACCAGGACAUGUACAUUGAAGUUAUCGACAUGCAGACAGAUAGAGGAGAGUGGGGGAAAGACAGCAGCUCUUUGUACCUGUUACUUCAGCAGUAAAAGACGAUAGCAAGAUUGUUGAGAGCUGGUUCAGGCCUGAGCUGGCCCAAACCAAAUACACAUUCAGUCUGCUUACAAAAAGAGAGGUUGUCUUCUUCGCAGAGACUGACUUUUAGAUGAUUCCACUGGAGAGGGGCCUGAAAGCUGAAGGGUCUCAUUCCCAUACUGCUUUUAGAGAUAGUUGAUGUUUCAGAGAGCAAACAGAGAACCAUGAGCUCUUCAACACUGUCAGUACUGGAGUGUCAGUGUUUUAGACCAGCUGAAAGAAUCUUUAAGGACUUUUAAGAACAGACGGAUAAAAGGGAAUUACAGUGAUCCAACCUGGAGCUAACACAUGCACGGUAGAUUCAGUUUUGUCUGAGAUGAGCUGCAAAAAAUGUCAAAGUUUUUAUGUCUUCAAGGUGUGCUUCUAUUUUACUGAGCUGGUUGAUUUCUUCUGGUUUCAUUGAUUAGUAUAAUUCAGUAUCAUCUUCAUGACAGUUAAAAAGUUAUAAUCAGGAUGCAAAGUAGUCUCAGAUUAUUCCCAGUGUAGUUUCUUUAUCUGACAGGUAAAACAGUCUAAACUGCUCUGAGUUAUAGUGAGUUAGGAAUAUAACAUAAUGUGUGAGGAACUAAUGUGAAUCCUUUGUUAUCAGCCUGAAUUAUGCCAAGCAAGGCCUCUCUCCUCUUUGGGUUUGGUGGCUCUUUGACGAAAAUGCAGCAAUGGCAAAUUGAUUUCUGCAGAAAGGACUGUUAUCUUAUCUGUCACAUUAAAGGUAGUUGGGACUCAGUGCGACUGAGCUAUCCUGGCUCUGGGUUUCAUUGCAGAACAUCACACUUUGACAAGCUGUCCUGAGUUUUAAGACUCCAGAAAAUAUUUGCCUUUUGGCUGUACAAAAUACAAAAAUAAAUAAAUACAUGCAGUUGAUUGGAUUUACCCCAAUAAGGAACUGGAUUCAGAAAAUAGCAAGAAGGAAAAUCUUUGUUUCUGAGAUUUUAGACUAUAAAAACCUGCUUUGACCACAGUCUUCUUUUCUAUUUUCUAUCAUCCUUAAAGGAACCCUAAAAGCAUUAGCCUGUUCUUACUAGACAUGUUAAAAUAAAUGUUAAUAUAGAAAACUUCCAGUUAGUGUUACAAUAUGUGUUUUUAUGGAUAUAGAUUUGAGACCCAAAACCAAAAAAACACGAAUUUCCCGGUUAUAUGUGAUUUUGGGGGUGGAUUUUUCUAUGGCCUCAAAGAUGUGCACGGCUUCAUGAACCAUUAAACCACGCCUAUCUACUAAACUCAUAUCCAACAUGUCAAUUCUCUACUUGACUCAUGUACCAAAUUCAUGUGUGUCAGGGAUUUAUUUGAGUCAGAUUGGAGCUUGCAUGGCAGAGACAAAAGCUACUUCCUCUGUCUUGUCAAAACACCUGCCUUUGAGGGCUCCACAUGGCUGUACGGAGCAGCUUUUAAUCAUCAAUCCAUCCAUGACAUGCUGUGCAAACUUCGAAUUGAGUUUGUAAAACCCCUUGGAUGAGUUUGUUCAAGUAGACACCCUGAAAAUCACUAAAAAUAAGGCUAAAAUGACUUUGAACUGAAAUUUGCAGACUUCCUGUUGGGUUUAGUUGAUGGGUGCAAGAGACUUUUUUGUAGGACUUGAUGCGACAAACAUUCACUGUGAAGGUCAUACAAGUGAAUGGAAAUAACCCCUACAGGGGAUUUUAGUGGGCACUAUUGAGCACAACUUUCUCAGAUCUUGUUUUAUAAAACCAUUAAAAUACAAAGAUUUCACACACGUCUAAUGCUUGUCGAAAAAUUGUGAGUUUUCAUGCAUGUUGAGGCCUCCAAAAUAGCAGCCUUUUUACUGUUCAUUUAUCAUUAUCACCAGCAGCUACUGUAUACCACAGUACAAUGUGGACACUAUACUAACAUAACAAGAGUAACCAGACACAGUAAUCCGGGCUGAUUAGCUCCCUGCUCUCCACCAGGGAAGGGAGCUCACUGAUGGAGUGUUUCUGGGUGGGGUCCAACCAUGGGGGCAAGCUACGAGUAACUCUCUGGAAAUUGGUUGAAUCAGUGCUUUCACUCAUAACAAACAGGCAUUAAACUGGGAAAAAUAACAGCAGACCACAUUACAAAGUCUGCCUGGCUGAUUUAAUGUUAUCAUUAUCCAAAAAAAAAAAAAGCAAGUAUAUUUGUAUGAAUCAGGACUAAAUAAGCCACCUGUCUACUGAAUCACCAAAAACAAUUAGUAGUCUUUGGAAACUUUUGUCAUGAGGCAAGGUCAACAUGUUUCUGCAACACACUUUAUGGUCAAUUACAAAUCAAAUUUGACCCAAAAGUUGAUGUGCAAUCUGUGAAUGAAUGAAAACUUCAUCAAUAUUUACAAAAUGUUGUUUGCUCGCCACAUUGAUGAUGAAUAUGACAUCAAGUUGAUAAGUCAGUGAUAAAAUCAGUGCCUGAGUCACUGGGUUGUUGUUCUGACUAUAGCAGGUUUUCAAGUGCAUCAUCACAACGAGCUUCUCUGACACCACAUGAAUGCAGCAUAAAUGCCUCUUGAUUGUUGAUUUAUCAAUGCCUGUUGAUGAAACAACAAAAGACAUAUUGUCAAGAGCUAAAAAAUACGACCUUCAGUUUGUACGGAUAGUAUCGCCGACAGGUGUUCUGGCUUGGUUACUGUUGUUCCCAACAACAUUUAUACCUUUGCUUCACAUUAUGUCUCAAGUGUAAGAACUUGGUUUAUGUGAAUCUACAGUGAGAGAGUGAGUCAUUCAUGGCCUGAGGAGAGAAGGGAGAAGUCAGUUACAACCAUUAAACUCCUUCACAGAGCGAUUUCGUUUAAUACACAGUAUGGCUGGACAUUCAGGAGAUACAUGCUGCAGAGUGAUCACACAUCGUACACUUUAAUAAUAAAUGUUUAUCUUCAGGUACCAAACAUUCAUAGAUAUCUAUAUUUUCUGAUCACUUCAGAUCUUAGGAGGGUAAGACAUACAGCAAGGUAGAGCUUGACAGUCACAUGCAAUGGCAAUAAUAAAGGCAUAAGGCAUGCACAGUAGUGAUCUGGCUGGUGGAGCGGGAUUGACAUCACACCCCUGAAGACUAACUCAAACCUGGUCCCAAGUCAAUAAUGGCAGAAUAUUGAAGGAAUAUUUAUAUAGAAGGUGUAUUUGAAAGAUUGGUAUAUGCAGUUCUACCCUGUCACAUGCACAUGUGGAUGCACAGUUAAAUAUAAAAAUAAAUACAAUAUAGAUAAUCCUAGAGCAUAAAGCAAAGACAGGAUUUCAGUUUUGGUUGUCAAGUUUCAAUUUUUUAAACAUUUAUCUACAAACAGAUGAGCCAUGAACAGGAUAGCUUAUGUAGGACACCAUGGAAAUAUUCAACUAAUCAAUCAUUACUGAUAUCAUGACCCUUUACAACAACAACAGCAGCUCAUUCAGACUUAACAGUGCCAGUAAUCCAGGGAAAAGGAUGGACACUAUUUGCAGAAGAAUUAUAAAAAUCUUUUUUUGAAUGUAUGUUUUAAUUUAACUAUUUAUUACGGAGUUAAUGUAUUUAUAAAUGAUUUUUAAUAUACAAUUUUAAAUAUUAAUCUGUAUUUUUUUCUCUUAAUUCCUUGCAUUGUUUACAUUUAUCCUCCAUAUGUGUAAGGUUAAAUUGAAGAAAUCAUUAAGAAGACAUCCAGGAAGAUCUGUGACAAGAUAUUGAAGGAAAUGCAGAGGAAGAUAUCUUUUGAGAAGCAGAGUUUACCGGGUUUAAUUUAUUCUAUUCCAGAUGCCGUUUGUAACUUGAUAGUCUUCCAGAAUGAUCUCAUUUGGACAGGGAAGAUGGUGUCACUGACAAACAGAAGGUCAUCUGAGUAUAGCGCUGCUUUGAGUACAAAGUCCUUCAGGCUAUCCCCCUCAAAUGUUUGGCAGUGUCACAACGAAAUAGAAAGCAGUUUGAUGAUGAACUGCAAAGUAUUAGAGAGAGAGGGGGCACCUCUGUCUUCUUCUUCUAUUAAUGUAAACAUGAAUCGUCUCAGCUGCGCAGAGAGACACCUGCAGAGCAAUACACUGGAGUAUAUAUAGUAUAAACAGUAAAGCCAAAUUUCUCUAGUUUUAAGUCCUGCUCUACUGAUUGAACUGUUUAGGAUAUCACUAGUUCAGGGAUCCCAUACUAGAGGUCGGUAUCACUAAAUAUUAAAAAACUUGCUAGUACUAGAAAAAGGACUACUUUCCAGUCAGACCAUAAUCUGUUGGAGCUUAGAUGACACAUCAGAUCUUAUACGGUUAAUCAGUUCUGUCUUAUAGCCUGGAGGAACCUCUUUGGAGCUACCAUUGGCUGGAGAGUUAGCCUCAGUUUGGCUAACACUAUCUGAGCAUGAGCAAGGUACUGCAAUGCUGUGUUAGUGUUCAUUGAGCAUGUUUCCCCAAGCUUGAAUCACAUAUACGUACUUUCAAUAAUGUGAGGAACCCAAAAACACCAAUAUCAGGAAACUCCAAAGCUCUUCAGAAUUGACAGCUGGACGCUACCACGCCUGAUUCCACUGGAGGUCUUUAAGUAACAAUUACUGUCCAAUACUGUGGGCGCUUGGUAGAUUUUGACAAUGAAAGACAUUAUAUUGCUGUGCCAAAGAGCACGGCCUUCAGAUACUUGUUGGCUGUUGUCUGAUGACUUUACUGUCUUAGGUUGAGAACACAGGCAGCUGUAAAGGUUAAAAGUUAUCUGGCCUAAACUUCCUUGUUCCGUGUGCUGGCCAUCGUUUGUAGUCAUAUGAUCGUUCAUGUUCACAGAGUAAAUAUUAUGCUAACUUCCUCUGCUAGCUUAGCUGUGCAGUCUUUGAUAACCCCUCUUGGAUUUUCAUAUGGACUUUGACAGUUUCUUGACAUCUCCCAAUAGUCAGGUUGUGGUUGUUAGCACUACAAACCCAGUCUCUGUCAUGGUCACAUCAAAGCUGGUACUGCAGAUGGUAAAUGUCUUAACUAACAUCUCCCUUGAUCUACUGUCCAUAUUGUCCCUUUGGUGCUUCUAUUCAGGUUGGGACAACACAGUGCCUUGAAGGAGUAUCUUUAGAUUAGAUUAAAACAUAUCUACUCUCAAGUUAGUAACGUAUUUCUUUCUUUGGUGCUCAAAGAAGUAAAGUUAUGAGGCCGUUGAUUGACUCCUGCUGCCUUUCUGAAACUGACUGGCUCUGACAGAUUAUUUUGUCUAACUUGGCUCACACAGUAUGAGCGGUGCAAUGAAUUAAACUCAAAAUGACCAGUAUGCUGGAACUGUUGAACCGGUUUAGAUAAGGUCCUGGUUCCUUAUGCCCAAACAAAGUAUUGCCGGCUCUGACAGGGUUUCCUUUGCUCUUUAUGGACUCAGCAGAACUGGUUAAUGAUUGGCUUAGACACAGUGUUCUAACUCUGUUUGACAGUAUUGGCACAAACAGAGAGCUCUGGCUCAGACCAAGACUUUCUGGCUUGUGAGUGGCUCAUUCAAAGUGUUCUCGUUGCUGGUCUGCUCAGAAACAUUGUACCAACACUAAAAUUUUAGCUCCUUAGUGCUGUCCUGGCUCUCAUUUUGCCUAAGAUGAAGUAGUGUGGCUACUUUAGUCAUGUAGCAGGGAAGCAAAAGGUUACAGUAGCCCUACCACUUGAAUCUGUCCUGAUUAGUUCUUAAAACCCCCUCAGAUUUUCUCAAGAGCUGGCUUCAUCAGAGCCAUGAACUACAUCUGAAUUGCUCGUAGCAUUAGCCAUGUUGAAGCCAUAAAUGUUACUGCUCACAAGACAUGUUCAAUAGAGAGGUUUAUGCCCAAGAAAGUUUGUUUUUACUAAUUGAAUGGCAAUGUUUAUUACAACAGUGGAUGGUGGCAUCAUUUAUCUAGAAAAGUGACUGUACUCCUCAUGGCUGAGGCCAGCAGUCAAUGACCACUUCAGGGCCAGGAGGAUAAAACAAAGAGACUGGUGACUGUAACAAAGAGGCACGAAAGUAGGACAAGUUACCAGACAACUGAGGCAGAGUUAUGAUGUCCUUUUGCAGACAUUCAAAAAAGAAAAUAUAUGAUGUUUCUGGUUGUAAAUUUGGCAAGCACAAAGAGACUCUGUUAGAAUAUGAGUAUAUGACCGGUCAUCCGUCCAAUAAGACUGCAGGUUAUUUGAAUCAUGAACAACAUAUGUAAUUCCAUUUAUAUGUGACAGUUUCAUUUAAAAAUGUUCGUAAAGUGUAAAAAAGUGAGAAUAAUAAAAACCUUCUUUACAAAAUUGGACUAUGUUAAGAAACCGCUCACAAGAAAUUUUGCAACAAUGCAAAAGUCGGGGCUGCUUAUCAUCACGGCUUGAUGGGGUAGAUGAGGCAUUUUAACUUGCUGGAUGUUGCUUUCAUUCGUUCUUAUAUAUUGUAUAGAAGUCUGUUGAAUGUGCUAAGCUGUACCCUGAUAUGAAACAAAUAAUUCUGUCACUAUUACAAGACAGCCACUCUUGGUGGUGGUACAUAGAGAAAAUAGAAAAAUUGAGAAAAUCUUUAGGCUUGAUCAGUUAAUAUCAGUUAAUUCAGUUAAUUAAUAUUGAUUGUUGCGCACUCUUACCUGUCAUUAACCCUAACAACUUUGAAACAGGACUUUUUGAUCCCAACAAUUUAUUGAAGAAACUGAAUGUGCUAAAACUAACACAGGAUUUCUUAUCAGUUUGAAAGGCUGCAUAGCAAAACUAAAAUGUAAAAAAUAAAAUUUUGUAAGUUUUAAAUGGACUGCUUACAAAAUAAGAUAAAGGUGGAUAAAUGUAACAAGUGGGGGGCUCUUAAUGGAGAAUGAUGCAGAUUGAAGUCUUGUGUAAGGCGCUAGUUUGAGCUGAUUCAGAAAGGUGCUGAAAUACUGUUCUUACCAAAUCCCACUCAUGACUUUCCUGGUUUGUGGGCAUAAGCUCACAGUUUGCACUUCAUGAACCCCCAGAUAAAAGGGGAUAUCCUGUGUUCUUGGUAACAGCAUGCCAUUCUAAUAAAGCAGUGGGGUAUGCACUAUAAAUGCAGAUAAAUGCAGAAAUGAUCAAAAAGCUGUAAUGAUUAUCAGCAAAUCUCAUUAUGAAAAUGAUGUGCACAUCCUCAGUAGCAUCUGUGAUGAUCGACAACUUAUUUUACUGCAGAUACAAAGAUGUUAAAGUCAAAUCGAAUCAAAAAGCCGAUGGAAAUAAAAUUAUUUAAAAAACCCCAGAUUGAUUUGCUCUCAUCAAACUCCACCAUAGUGAGGUUUUAAUCAUCAUCAGGUGAUGACGUGUGUCUGUCAUUUAAUAUAACAAUAUUUGACCUUUGAAAUAUUUAAAUAUUCAUCUUUUUGUUUACAACUCAGUACUUUACUCAUAAAAACAUGUCUGUAUAUAUUAUAUAUGAUUUAUUAAUUAAAGGGCCGAGUGCUUUCAUUGAUCAGGGUCCUGUGCAUGUGCAGAGCGCCGGGCUAUACGUUAUUAAACAUGAUUUUGCCUCAACUCUCUCUUUAAUAUGUUUGUAUCAUAGGUAUAGUAGAUAAUUCAUUAUUUUCCAGUGGCUGAUAGUUUAUUCUUUAACUGCACAACCUGGGAUAGAUCCUCCAUAACUUGGUUAAAUUUAGGUUUUACUGUGAAAAUAAUCAGACAGCCUGUUUUAUCUUUUAAGCUUUGAGAAAAUAUUGCAUGAUUUAUUUCUUGUCAUCAAUAACAAACUUGUACAAUGAAUAUAUGUCUCGUCACUCAGUGGGGGAUAGAAACAGUCCAAUCAGCCCCAUGGGGUCACCUUGAAUGAGUUUGGGGUCUACAUGUUUGCAUCCCUGGAGGUCAGGCCUCACUGACAAGUUUUAGUAGAGAUAAAAGUUAUAGUGAAAAUCUUGAUUCAAUCAGAUGUCAUGGUUUACUGUAAGAUUAGUUAGAAGUUAGAAACUCCAGGUUCUGAAGGAAUGAGCUACUUGAAUUAUUUUGGUCCCCUCAUACUUUAAAAAGAAGUGUAACAAAGUAUUUUCUCUUUCAUAGGUUCCCAAUGUUGAACAUGUCCACCCCCAGUGAGCUGAAGUCUCCCUGCGUGACUCGCAACGGUAUGGUGAAGUUGCCCCCCAGCCAGCCCAACGGUCUGGGCAGUGCAAGUAUCACAAAGGGGACACCUGCUGCCAAGAACCGCCUCUGCCAGUCCUCCUCUGUACCCUCCAUUCUGCCCCCUCCAUCAUCAUCCCUUCCAUUUCACCACCAUCACCUGGAUGGCCCUGGGAUUCCCAACUCAGCAGCCUCUCUCCUUGGCUCUGAUCUGGAGCCUGGAAAGCCUCUCGUGGGCUUGAAGCCAUCCCUUCGUCAGCUUCCCCCUCUCACUCUACCAAAACCUAUGCUGCUGGAGCGCCAGCUUGUUUUGGAUGAGAAGCUGCUCAACAGAUUGCUAUGGUACUUCACUACAGCUGAAAAGUGUGUGCUGGCGCAGGUGUGCAAGACAUGGCGCAAGGUGCUGUACCAGCCCAAGUUUUGGGAAGGCGUAGUACCCAUCUUGCACGCCAAGGAGCUAUAUACUCUUUUGCCUAACGGGGAAAAGGAAUUUGUCAGUCUGCAGGCCUUUGCCCUGCGUGGCUUCCAGUCUUUUUGCCUUGUGGGUGUGUCAGACCUGGACAUUUGUGAGUUUAUCGACAAUUACCCGCUGUCCAAGAAAGGGGUUCGCUCAGUCAGCCUUAAGAGGUCCACCAUCACGGAUGCUGGGUUGGAGGUGAGUCAGGACUUGACAGAGAUUUUUAGAUACAGGUUUCCGUGACCUUGCAAGUGGCUGAGUUGUGAUAUUGGUAUUUAUGAACAAGGCUUCAAAAUAUUACUGGUGUUUUCCCUGUUAUAUGUAAUGUAAAAGAUAGUUUUUUAUGGAUGUAAUUGAGGCUUUCACUUCUCAUGGGUAAGACUUAUCUGAGCCAGAUCCAGAUACUGGUGUUGAAUGUGGUCUCUGAUGGUUAAGGCUGGUGAAAUAAAGUAACAAUAAAGUAGAAUUACUUUUAUACCUCAAAAAGGCAAAUUCUUAAAGCCUUAAACUCUGGUUAUUCUUGCAUUACCUGCUGUCAUAAUGCUGCGUAAAGCUUGUGGUUCUGAGACUUGAGAGAAGCCCCACUUGUUAGUAACAGUUUAGAUGCAUAUCCAGCCUGCACUGGCUUUUGCUUUCGAAGGAGUCCUACUGUUUUCUGGUGCCUACAUCGGAGAAGAGAAAUCAGCCAUGACUUGCUGCCACAACAGCAAGAAAAGGAGGAAAAGUCGGAGGACAGCAGAGCCAAAUCUCAUGAAGUUCUCAAAUCGAGCUGUUCAGAGAAGCCAGAAAACGCAUCCAGGGUUUAGGCUAAAACUUGUGUACCUCAGGCAAUUUACCAACAUAUGCAUGUAUGAGAGUUUGAAUCAGCAGAACGGGUCUAAUUUAAGUGUUGGUUUACACGAGUACAUCUUUGAAAUUAAAAUGCAAAGCCCUUAUCGCUUUUGUUGUAGGACUCUGUGAUCAUAUCACUGGGCUUUUGUCACAUUUCUCACUCUGGGUUUGGUUUUGGGUCAUGAUGGUAGGUCUUUAACUACAUUUAUAUUCAUUAACUGAGUCAAACCCCCGGUCUUUAUCUUUGCAGGUGAUGUUGGAGCAGAUGCAAGGCCUGAUGCACCUUGAACUUUCAGGCUGCAAUGACUUUACCGAGGCUGGUCUGUGGUCUAGUCUGAACGCCCGGCUGACUUCCCUGAGUGUCAGUGACUGCAUUAAUGUGGCAGAUGAUGCCAUUGCUGCUAUUUCCCAGCUCCUGCCCAACCUCUCCGAGUUGAGCCUGCAGGCCUACCAUGUUACUGACACAGCCAUGGCAUAUUUCACGGCCAAACAGGUAGGCUUUGAAAACAAGAGGAAACAACUUCAUACUUUACAGACCGCUUUGUCAAAGUUAAUUAAUUCAUAUCUAUGAUGUAGUUUUGAUCCAAAUCCUGAAAUGGUUAAGGCUUGUUUGAUUUUACUAUAUGAACCUCAUCCUUAACCCUCCCUGUCAGAGUGACUGGUUAUUAAAUAUUCAAAAUUAUUUGUAACCAACAGGGCUACACCACCCACACUCUGCGGCUUCACUCCUGCUGGGAGAUCACCAAUCAUGGUGUGGUAAAUAUGGUGCACAGUCUUCCUAACUUGACUGCCCUUAGCCUGUCCGGCUGUUCCAAGAUCACUGACGACGGGGUAGAGCUGGUUGCAGAGAACCUGCGUAAGCUCCGCAGCCUGGACUUAUCUUGGUGCCCUCGGAUCACUGACAUGGCCCUGGAGUACAUCGCUUGUGACCUGCAUAAACUGGAGGAACUGGUGCUGGACAGGUCAGUCUUUUUUUUCCUUCUAUGAGGCUGUACUAAUGAGUGGCCUUGCAGACACAGUGUAUAUUGGGCAUCUGGGGCAUGUGGUGAUACAAUGGGUCUAUGGGGGUUAUACUGACGCCCUUGCAAUGUAAAUCUGUGUUCGUCUAUGUUUGACUCGUAAAAAGAGUGAUUUUUUGGAAUUAUUAUUAUUAUUUUGUCAAUAAAAAAAGAAAAAAUAAUCUUAUUCGAAAACUGACUCAAUGCUAAAUGGACUAUCUUGCAGCUAGUGGGGGCUGAUGUUGUCAAGUGGUCACCUUGGGGCACGAUUGACUCAACUACUGGUGAAUUUAUUCAGGUGAAUUAAUGUGUCUUCUCGCAGGUGUGUGCGAAUCACAGACACUGGCUUGGGUUAUUUGUCAACCAUGUCUUCAUUAAGGAGCCUCUACCUGCGCUGGUGCUGUCAGGUAACACAGCUGAAUGUCACACACUGAGGAUUUACUUUACACACAGUCACAAUUACCAGAUUUUUGUGAAGCGGUGGUUUUUGAUUACUUCUGUGUGUGUGUGUGUGUGUGUGUGUAUGUGCGUCUGUGUGUGUUUAUUUGAUUGCAGGUGCAAGAUUUUGGACUGCAACAUUUGUUUGGGAUGAGGAGUCUUCGUUUACUGUCCCUUGCAGGUAUGAUUUGUUUAUCCAUUGAUUUAACAACCACAUUAAGACUGAUAAGAAACUGCAUGAAUAGGCUGUGUAUGUCCCUCUACUGAAUAACCUCAGGGGCGAAUACAGAAACAGGACGGUGCUUGUCAUAAAUGUCUGCUUUGAGGUCUGUCUUGACAUGUAAAUAUUUAAGAAUAUUCAUAUUGGUAUUGUUUAUAUAUUUUCUCCAUGCACUGUUUUAAUAAACAAUCACAUUCCUGCAGGAAACUUUGGACAAACAUCAAUUUAAGCUCUUAAAGACUACAUCUUUGAAGAUUUCAAUGUUGCCUUUCUCUUUUAUUACUUUUAAAGGUUAAAAAUUAUGUGCUAGAAUAUUAACAUCCUUUUGAUACUUUGAUGUUAGCACUCAAAAUAGAUAUGAUUAAUCAAAAUAAAAGGGCAAAUAUAUGUAGAGGCUACAUGCCACCCGUGUUCAAGUCAGUGCCCCAGUUUGGCCUCUCUGGUCAAAAAAGUCUUGUUACAUUACUAACAUCAAAACUCUAACAUGUGUUGGUAAAAAUUCAAUGAAUGAAAUAUUGCAACUUGAUUUAAAAAAACAGCUAACACAAGGGGAGAGAACUUAAAGCAUAGGGGAUAGCAAAAUAGGGCAGUAUAGAGGUGUGGUGCAGGGAAAGAAAUAAAGAGACUCUUAUAAAUGACGCUUUUACUCCUUUUCUUCACCCCACUUUCUAAAACAGGAGUCAAUAAUUGUCUGAAUAAUGCUGCACAGUGUCUGUUUAUGAUAACCACCUGAUGCAUUGCUGUGUAAAAGUAACAUCAAUGAUCGCUGUCAGCUCCUAAAAUAUAAAAGCUAACAUGGACGAUAAAAACAGCAACUUUAAAAAACUUUUUAAAAUCAUGUGAACUUUGCACAGACGUCACAUGACAUGUCGCAAGUAUGGAAAAGUAUGGAAAAGUAUGGAAGUAAUUUGAUCAAUUUCCAGGUCUUAAAAAGUAUGGUAAAUGAAAAAUAAAAUAUGAAAAAUAUUUAUGUUAACAGACUAUAUUACCACAGUUAUACUGUUUUCUAAAAUAGAAAAGUAGGUAUUUUCAGGAAUAAUUCUAAAAAGUAGGGUAUGGAAAAAUAUGGAAAUUCCAGUUGUGUAUAGGAACCAUGUGUUAUGAGUAGAUUUUGACAGAACUGACUAAAUUAACCCUUUGGAUGUCACUUGCUUGACGGCUUUUUCUCUACUAUCUACUACCUAUGCUGCGUGAUUUGAAUAACACAUGCUUGAUAUUUAUUCCCCGAAAUUUGGUCCAUUUUAAGCAUCUACAAACAUUUUCUAUGAGUCCCAUUAAAGGGAUAUUCCAGUGUAAAAUUAAUUUAGGGUCAAACACACUGUAACACCGAGUUAGACACCCCAUUGACUGAUGAAUGUUGCCGACCGCUUGCUUCUCUAGUUAUACCAACUUUAGUAACGACCGCACAAUAGCAAUACACAAUGGUCUGAGAAGCCACGCACUCAACCAAAACACCACUCUAUAGCCACAAAUAAUGCUCAGAACAGCACCUAACUUCAUCAACAGCACAUAUAGGGUCCCAGCCAUAGUACUAGCCACCAAACAUCUUUUUAGCUUUGCCUAAUUUUUUUAGCAAAGAGACUAAACACAACUCACCUACUCUCUUCCAGCAGCCGCUUGUUUGUACGGAGACCUAGAAAAGUCCAAACUGCCUGCAGUUGGGGGACGCAGCUCAAGGAAGAACAUUUUUGAUUAUUACUCACGGAAAUGCAAUCAGACUGAGACGCUAAAGCAGAGGAACUACCGCGUUUGCAGUGCAAAAUAAUUAAUAUGAUGAUUACUACUUCAAGGAAAUGAUAAAGUAAUGAUCAUAAAUGUUGUUCCUUGAGCUGCGUCACCCCGCAACGGUCUGUAGUGGACUCACCCGAGGUCUCUGUACAAACAAGCGGCUGCUGGAAGAGAGUGGGUGAGUCAGGCAAAGCUAAAAAGAUACUAAAGUUGGUUUAACUAGAGAAGCAAGUAGUCGGCAACAUUCAUCUCUCGAAGGAGGGUUGACUAACUUGGUGUUACGGUGUGUUUGACCCUAACUUAAUUUUACACCGGAAUAUCCCUUUAAGACAUGUUAUAAUGGCGUGUUGGGGAUGAGGAUAAAUCAGGAUAUCUGAUUCAGAAAUUGUUCAUAUAGCGCUUUCACACUGUCACUGUCAGUCUGUGAACGUAAGAGAAACACCGUACAGGAGUUAUUAUACUAUCACUAAUACUAACAUUACCCUGUCUGGUGAAUGAUAAUCCAUUGCUAGUUGUAGUGAAGCAUUUCAUAACCUUUUGGCUGCAUUAGUACCUCUCUUACUUGUAAUUCAGCCUACAGCUGAACAUUUCCCUCCCUGCUAUGUCUCUCAGGCUGUCCCCUGCUGACCACCACUGGUCUGUCAGGCCUCAUUCAGCUGCAGGAGCUUGAGGAGCUGGAACUGACCAACUGCCCUGGAGCCACUGCCGAGCUCUUCAAAUACUACUCUCAGCAUCUGCCACACUGCAUGGUCAUCGAAUAACACCACUAACCCCCUCAACAACCAACCAGUGGUUCACCUUAUUUCCACCUUCUUCUUCCUUACUUUUCCUCACUCUUUUCUCGAAAGCUAGCAAAGAGACUGAACUGCUUCAACUGUACCAUGUCGUUCCUCAAUACCCGUCCCAUCUUCUUCCAUACCCCUCUGAGUAGACUGACCCACAGGUGGAUAGAGAGGCAGUCAGGCAAGUGAUGGUACAUGCCAGACCCAGGAUGGUGGGAUAGCGUUUGAGCUUCGUUUAAGAAGACACUGGAGGGAAGAACUUUGGUGUGAUAUCUUUGUUUUGAAAGCGAGUUUUCUUUUUCAAAAACCAUACAAAGGCUUUUUUGGGGUGCAUUUCUAAGGAUAAUAAUCAUUUUUGAGCUCAAUGGAGACUAAAGAGGAUGACAUGUGUGGAAACAGUUAAGGAUACGAGUAAGAGGAAUCGGAAAAAAAAGGAAAACGAGGACUAAAGGGUUUGAGCUAGGAUGGCAAUCUCAUACAUUGCCUCAUAAACUGUAAACACACUCACACAAAUGUAUAUGGUAAGUGAAACAAAUGUCAAAACCAUGAGUGCUGAUGUUUCUAUUUUCCAACACUCUGUGUAAUAUAGAUACCGUUAUUCUUUUUUUUUCAGAAGGUAUUAAAGGUUACGUUUUCUCUUGCUUUAAGAGAGAUUUCAGAUGACAGCUGGAGAAACAGGAACUAAAGAGAACUAAAGAUACAGUUAAUACAGAUGGACCCCCCUCUCCUCCUAUCACCUCCCCUUCCUCCCUCUCUUCCUCCCUUUCACUUCUUUGUGUGUCAUGGACUGACAAGUUUUUGGGACAUGUUUCUCCUCUCAUGCGUCUUAACCUCCCCAACACCAUCAAUUUAAGAAAAAAAAACUUUAAAAAAGGGACAAACUUUGAACAGUUUACAGUGUUGAAGUAAUCAGCUUAUUGUUUUACUUUAAAUCUUAUUUUUUUUAAUUCCUUAGUUUACAAUUACAGGAUAACACAAGUGUUGGGCCUCUAAAGGGAAAAUGGCAAAGCAGUUCAAUAUUAAGUGAGAGAGCAGAGAAAUUAAUCUGUCCGUUUUUUGCUUUUUCCUCAAAUUAUCAAUCCAACUGAGAAACGAGGCCGUUGUGGGGUGAAACAUGACUUUUUCAGGGUCAUCUGGUACCAGAGCUAAAUGCUUGAUCCUAUUCAUUCCAUGUUUUAACUGCUAUAUAAGAUAAAUCAGAGGUAAAGGGAUGCUGUGUGAAUUGCGAAAAGGGAUUUCAGUAUUUGAAUUACUAACAGUAUUUAAAAUGUCCACUAGGGGUCAGAGUGGGACAAUAACAGGAGCUCAGGGCCCCUGUAAUGUGGCAGGUUUGAGAAUCUGGUUUGGUACGAGCUGGUAUGAAAGUAUUUAAAGUUUCCUUAUUGUGUGCAUGGCCUUUUUUAUUCCUUUAUCCUUUUUUAUAAAUUUUGUUCAGCCUAGCUUAGCCCAUCCUUUGAAAUAUUUUUUAACAAACCCUAAACAAAGUUUGAGAAUUUCAGUCACCAAGACGGUUAUCCCUGAAUGGUUAAACCCAGAGUCUCAAAGGUUUUCUUUGAGCUUGGAUCUUAUUUCUGUAGCUUUUCUGAGGAAAUUCAUGAUGGGCUGUUACAGGAAAGUUAAUUUGAGAGCUAAUCUUGAGCUGAGCUCAGGGAAUGCUGCCAUCUGAUGAUCAGGCGAGUUGUAGGAAGACUAAUACACUACCCAGGCUUCUUUUAAAAGUUGUUGACAGUGAAUGCAAACACUCACGUAUUUUCGAAAGCCAUAGAUUCUCAUGCAGACUACUGAUAAAGACAGGCAUCUGAUUAAGUUUUUGACUGUGGGCAACAUGGAAAGAUUUGAAGUUUCCCAUAUAGGACUUUAUUUGACAUGGAGAUAAGUUAUUGAUGUAACAAAGUUGAAAAAAUAACAAACUUUAAGGUUGGUGGUUGUUUUCCUUACCUGCUAUCUUCUUUCUUUAGAAUGAGCCCAACAAUGAGCCACUGUGCUGCUUUUUGCUUCUUGUGUGUCCUCAGAUGUGCUGACUGCCAACAGAGGGUCUUGGAAACGUGUCAGCCAGUAUAAGACUGUGCCAAAUGCAUAUGGAGCAGCACAUUAAAUGUGGCUGCUUGCCUCUAUAUGAUUGCUGACUACACAGAAGUUAACUGAGAGUGAACUUCACGAUACGGCAGACCGUGCAUGUGUUAGGUUGGUCUGCGUUUUUGUUUCAGGAAGGCUCAUUUUGGAGGUUCUGAAUCUCUUCAUUGUACAUAACUGUAUUUAAUUAUUUAUCUGUGUAUUUAUUUAAUUGCUUUCUUGCUUAUUUACAUGAUUUAUUUAUUGAGAAGCCUUCUUUCAAAGGGUUUUGUUAAAUGGAACUUGCUUCAAAUUUUGGCCAGCGAUGGCUUGAGUACUGGUUUGAUUUAUACUCAUUAUUUUUUGAUGUGUCAACCCACCUAUUAACAUUAAAAGUACACUCUUUUAGACAUCAGUGACCGAUAACAUCAUUGAGACUGACUAAAAAUUUUUAAAUCUUCAUAAUGCUCAAAGUAUAUUUUCUUCUGUGCAAGUGUGUGUCAUCUUUGUAUUGCUGUUGGGUCCAUUAUUAAGAAUAAGGGCAUAAAUUAGGGUGACAAGUUAUAUUUACUGUCAUUGUCUUGAGUGUGGUAAAACAGAGUAUGCUAUAUAUAAAAGCAGUUGAAGUCAAAGAUUGACUGCUGUGAUGGAUAAGCAAUGUUUACACUAUCUGCUAAGAUGACAAAGGGUUACAUCUUAGAGUUGUUGCUGCAGAAGAUGAGAAUUCAGUGGAAGCUUACGAUCGGCAAAGCUGCUGAAAAGUAAACAGAUAAUUGAGUAGAUUUAAAAGGUAUUCAAAGGUAUCCAAAACCCCCUGAGAUUUGAGAUGGAAGUAACCUGUUAAAAUCAUAGACUGUAUAUAAGAUGGACAACCUGGUUCCGCCUUCCGCCUGUAUACGGAUUUGAAGCCAAAAAAGCUCUCGGUAAUUCCGGGUUUUUCUCCACUUUUUGAAACCUGAGCUGCGCAGUAGCGAUGCGCGUAUUCGGCCGCGCAGUCGCCGAGAGUCGCUGUGAUAACGCUCGUCUCAAACAGCGUAUCCCCCCGGGUGAGCUACGCAAUCCCUGAACGCCAAUAGGCUGUACCAGGUGUCAAUCAUAGAGAACGUAAACCCCCUAAUAACUUUUAAAAACGGAGCUUCACAGAAAAAAAAGGGACCUGUACUGCAGCCCACCAUCAGAGGGUGCUGUUCUCGGAGUGGCUUCACCCAGCGAGGAGCCAGACUCUGUCCAUUCUAAAUACAGUCUAUGGUUAAAACCCUCUUAAGUGAAACGUAACAUCUUAAUUAAAAAGCCGAAAACGUGGAUUUCAGUUAUAAAACGGCUGCUCUGAUUGAAUUUGAAAUACUUUCAUCCAUGUCGGGUACAAAUAUCAGAAUGUUUUACACCAUUUGAAUGUGAAUAAUCAGGUGAUUUACUUUAAAAAGAUCCCAGUUUUGCCUCAAAGAUGUAUUUCAAAAUGCGUACUGCACAAACUAGUCUUACUGAUGUUCCCUACUCUCUCAGCAUUUUUGCUCUCAAUAAGCUUCCAAAGGAUUCAAGUCUAAGUUUACAUAUUUUGAACUGGGGCAUGCACUGUCAUGGAUUUCUCAGUGAAUGACAAACUAAGAGCAAACCUUUCUGAUGAACAUGAUCUAGUGUACUUUUUUUCUAAAGAGAAUCAUUCCUGUCACUUCUAUCAUUACAGUCUUCGGUCUUUUUUGUCACCAUUUUGUUACAAUCCUUGUACAGCACAACUUUAAGUAAGCAGUAAAAUAAAUACUGACCGCUUACUGAUAAUGUUGAAAAUUGCAGAAUUUUUGUGCUGUUUCAGUUUCAGUGUUUUUAGCUCUCCUGUGCCUGUAAUCAUCUGACUUUGAUUGAAGACCAUCUUAGCACUGAUGACCAGCAGCUUUUGUGCUUUGGUACCUGCAGAUGUUUUAGAUCAUUUAAAUAAAGGAUAAACUUAUACCAACAUCCCACACAAACAAGUCUGUGAACAAGAAAAAGGGCCCGAACAAGAUGCGGUCGGUUAGAGGUUUGAAUUUUUUGAAGGGAUAAUGAAAAUGAUUAUAUGUACAGCUGCUGUCACAAAUACAUAAAACAGUAUUUCUACUGCAAAGUGAUGAAAAAGUAAAAUAUGCAUUGCAAGUUUUCCUACAAGUCUGAUAGGGAUAA
Messenger RNA from Xyrichtys novacula (pearly razorfish), 21635 nucleotides. The record is from the annotation of a GenBank genome assembly. Lineage: Eukaryota; Metazoa; Chordata; Actinopteri; Labriformes; Labridae.